Molecule: messenger RNA, 1711 nt
Organism: Trametes versicolor FP-101664 SS1
Lineage: Eukaryota; Fungi; Basidiomycota; Agaricomycetes; Polyporales; Polyporaceae
Exons: 7
Coding region: 269-1546 (425 amino acids)
Source: RefSeq, a predicted model, not a curated record
CCGAGCCUCCAGCUUCUGGUCGUCUCCCCCCCUCCCGCCCGACACGACCACAGCAGGCCCCCGCCUCGGCCGCUCACGUUCACGAGCACCCCGACGACGGACGACACGACCGGACACGCUGCGUGACAUAGGCCACGGACACUGCACGCACACGCACGCCAUCACGCGCACGCCCGCUUACGCUCUCAAAGCGUCGCCGCCCCGAAGCCUCGUUGCUUUCAUCGCACACCGCUUUGCCCGGCAGCACCCUGUCUAAGCACCCAUCGCCAUGUCCCCUUCAAAUACCAGAGAGCAGAGCAGGACCCGGGGCCAGUCUCGAUCCCGUUCCAACAACGACAAGCCCUCCAAGUCUUCCGCUAGCCGGUCUUGCUUUACUUCUCUUCUGCCCCGCAUGCCUCCCGUCUUCAACAUCAUCAGGGCGGGUGUGUACUUGGCGGUUCUGGUGUGGACCAUCGUUUGCUUAGCCAUCGCGGCGCACUUCCAGAGCAUCUUGGUGUCCUCUGACCUCACUCGUUUCGUGCCCUUCGCUAUCUUCGUUUGUGCUGCGAGCCUUCUCAUCUUUAUUGCACUUCUCGCUUUCGGACUAUGGAGGGAAAGGAACCCCAUAUCCACGCGGGUUGAGCUGGGAUGUCUCGGUCUCGCCGGCACUCUGUGGCUAGCGCUCGGCGCAUUCGUCGCUUCCUCCGACUCGGAGAUGGCAGACGUGGAGUGUUUCUCCUCUGCUGACACGGACAGCGAGCCCAUCGAACUGCCCGGAUUCAACACGGAGACCUACCACGCUCAAUACCAUGUCCUGGAGGCCUUCUCCUUCUUCAACAUGAUUCUUAUUUUUGGUUUCCUUCUCUUAUUAUUGGUGCUCGCCAUUCGCCAGAGCCGUGCCGGAUCGAAACACGUCUGGGUUCAGCCGGUGUCUAUGAUCGCCUGGUUCGGCCCGGCGGGUCGCCCCCAGGGCAAGCUUCCCGCGCCCGUCACCCAACGCUCGCGCUCGCAGUCCAGGCGGCCCACCAUGGCCGAGAAGCCCCGUACCCGCUCGCAGUCCCGCCCCGCCGACGUGCGCCGCAACGACUCCCAGCGCGCGCUCCUCCGCGACGACUCGUACCGCACCAUGGACUCCCAUCGUACCGGCCGCAGCGACCUCAAGCGCGAGGACUCCAGCCGUACCGUCGUCGGUGUCCCUGAGCUCCGGAGGGAGGACUCCCGCCGUAAUGCCGGUCGCCCUGACCUACGCCGUGAUGCUUCGAGCCGCACGACCCCUGGCGCGGACGUCCGUCGUGGGGACUCUAGGCGCACGGAUCCUGGUGCGGACGUGCGCCGCGGCGACUCGCGGCGGACGGACCCCGGCUUGCGGCGGGACGACUCGCGUCGGACGAACCCUGGAGAGCCGCGGCGGCUGCCGCAGCGCACCGGGGAGCCGACGCGCAACGAGACGGCGACGCAUGUAUAUUGGAUGCCGUACAACCGGCCUGAGGAGGCGCAUGUGCGCGACACUCAGCAGACACGACCGCCCGCGCGCGACAACAGGUUGGGUUCCACACCCCGGCGGUGAUACGGGACUUGGGGCGCACGGGCGAUGAUUAUUAUUUACGACAUUAUAGACAAGACGGCGUCUGGGCCGCACGCACAACACACUGAUGUAUCUGCUUAGGGCUCUUCACGUUGUACCACUACAUAUCAGGCAUAUAUCGGGAUGUAUUACAUUGGAAUUCACGAG